AGAGAAAGAAGAACCAUGGCUUGAAGGAAAAGAAAAGCUUCUGACGAAGAAGAAGAAGAAGAAGAAGAUGUUCAGGAAUCAGUACGACACAGACGUGACGACAUGGAGCCCAACAGGUCGUCUGUUCCAAGUAGAAUACGCCAUGGAAGCAGUGAAGCAAGGCUCAGCCGCAAUUGGACUCAGAUCUCGCUCCCAUGUAGUCCUGGCGUGCGUCAACAAAGCCCAAUCUGAGCUCUCGUCGCAUCAGAAGAAGAUCUUCAAAGUGGAUGACCACAUAGGCGUCGCAAUCGCUGGACUCACUGCGGAUGGACGUGUUCUCUCCCGUUAUAUGAGAUCGGAAGCUAUCAAUCACUCCUUCACAUAUGAGUCUCCACUUCCCGUUGGUCGUCUCGUUGUUCAUCUUGCUGAUAAGGCUCAGGUCUGCACCCAAAGAUCAUGGAAACGACCCUAUGGCGUGGGUUUGUUGGUAGGUGGACUGGAUGAGUCUGGAGCCCACCUUUACUACAACUGCCCCAGCGGAAACUACUUCGAGUAUCAAGCUUUUGCUAUCGGGUCCCGUUCUCAAGCUGCAAAGACCUACCUGGAACGCAGGUUUGAGAGCUUUGCGGAUUCCUCAAGAGAAGAUCUGAUCAAAGAUGCGAUUUUGGCUGUUAGGGAGACACUGCAGGGAGAAACACUCAAGAGUUCUCUGUGCACCGUAUCUGUUCUAGGUGUUGGUGAACCAUUCCACUUCUUGGACCAGGAAACGAUACAGAAUGUGAUCGAUACGUUUGAGAAAGUUGCAGAUGAAGAGGAAGGAGAAGGUGAGGCCGAACCUGCUGCACCCGCAGAAGAGGGUGGUGAUGGUACAGGUGACCAAGACGUGGCUCCAAUGGAAACCUAAGGCUUUUGUGUGUAACACUGGAAUUAUUUUAUCAUUUACUUUUGGAUAAUUUCAUAUGAAUCAUUUGCAAAUGGCUGCGUCUGGAAAUCUCGUGGAGUUGAAAUCAAUUUAGUCAUUGCUGCCCGCUGAGACUUGUAUUAUUUUAGUCAUUUUGAUUCAAAGUUCUUAUUUAGUCCGACAA
This is a messenger RNA of Brassica rapa (field mustard), 1064 nucleotides long. RefSeq names its product proteasome subunit alpha type-1-A. Lineage: Eukaryota; Viridiplantae; Streptophyta; Magnoliopsida; Brassicales; Brassicaceae. The record is from RefSeq and is a predicted model, not a curated record. Gene Ontology annotation, cellular component: proteasome core complex, alpha-subunit complex; proteasome core complex. Gene Ontology annotation, biological process: ubiquitin-dependent protein catabolic process.